Molecule: messenger RNA, 6266 nt
Organism: Neodiprion fabricii
Lineage: Eukaryota; Metazoa; Arthropoda; Insecta; Hymenoptera; Diprionidae
Product: dynein axonemal intermediate chain 3-like
Exons: 14
Coding region: 560-4285 (1241 amino acids)
Biological process (GO): cilium movement involved in cell motility; inner dynein arm assembly
Cellular component (GO): inner dynein arm
Molecular function (GO): dynein heavy chain binding; dynein light chain binding
Source: RefSeq, a predicted model, not a curated record
CACGUGGGACGUGGCAGUCGAUCACAUUCCUCUCAAUGGGGUGUUCUUAGGGUGGGACUAAUUCUCAUCUCGUAUUAUUCGAGUGUCUGUCACCCAGGAAGGGGUACGAGUCGUAGGGUGUGACGACGCAACGCCUCGCUUCGCGUGUGUUUAGAUUAGUUCCAGGUUUGCUUGUAAUCAAGACCGCGAAUACGAGAAUCCUAGGUCGUAAUUUCACCCACCCUAAGCAAAGCGUGUCUGUAUACUCGGUGUGUUUCAACUUUCAAUGACGCGUCACGCGUCCCACAACUCUCAGUGUUCGGAUCUCGACGUACAUAUUCACGUAACAUGCGCCUUGGUGUAGAACUUUUCUUUUGAAAUUGUUCAAGACCUUCGAGUCUACUCCGAGCUGUAAGAUCCUCAGUGUGUUCGUCGAUUUUGAUUAUCGCUUCACAGUCGAUGCGAUCUUACCUUCAUUUUUCUUCCAGCUGUUGUUUUCCUGGAGUGACAGAUUCACUGACGCGAUCAGCUGGACUGACAUCAAGAUCCAUAAGUUUAACGAGAACCAAAACUCUCAAAAAUGAAUUCUGGAAAGGAAGCUGGUCUCCGUGAGACUGGUGGGAGUUUAGAGAGAUUCACUGAAGGGGUCGAAAAUGGGGGUUCAAGGGGCUCGGAAGACGAGCUUGGUCCAGACCAAGAUGAAAAUGAUGGCGUACAGUAUGCGGAGCAUGAAUAUCCAGAGGAGAGUAGGGGCGAGUUCGAUGAAGAACUGAUAGGCGAACGCUACCCGAUGGAUGAAGAUGAAGAUGAAGAUGAAGAUGAAGAAGGAGAUUUGGAGGCUGACGAAUAUCUGGGGUAUGAAGGCGAGUUUUCGGCUCUGGACUUGGCCGCGACUUCCCAAAUGCCUGGGACAACGCGUAGCGGAAAAUCCAUCUAUGAACGAGGCUCCUUCCUUGGAUCUAUUCCAUCUUUUGUCGAGGGUGGUUCAUCCGAGUUUGAAAUGAGCAUGAAGAGGAAUUACCGAAGGUCAACUGCAUUGGGUUUCGAGGGAAUAGCUCGAAUCGACUUGUCACCCCUGACACAAAAAAUCGUCGGCUGCGUUAUCGGCGAAAACGUGACUACAGAGUAUCCAUGGAUGUAUGUGAAAAAGGAGAUAAUCGAGGACAACAUUGACUUACAUGACGAGAGCAGCGACUUCUUACCGAUCAAGGACGCUGUUACCGAGUUUCCCGGUACAAAGAUGCUGAUCGGUUACGCACCUUCGAGCAGCGAGAAGGGCCAGUUUUACGUCUGCGUUACAGAGGAAGCUCAGGAUGCGGUACUCGAGAACAUAGAGGCGCUCAGAGCGGAGCAGGAAAACCGCGUGCGUAACGCAGUUUAUAAAACUGUUCGAAAAUGGACUUCACUCGGAAGUGAGAUCGAGGUUGACAGCGAAAUUGACAAGAAGACACGUCCACUUUACGAGAUCGAGGUCGAGACGACUUCGGACCUGCUGAACCUGGAGAUGAAUUUCACGGACCGCGGGGUCGACGAUCAGAGAGACGGUUACGUGGAGCUCGUCUCUGAGAGGGAGCACUUCGAGACAGUAACUCGCAACGUCGUUGGACGUGGGGAUCAGGUGAAACCCUACUUCAAGGACGUGGAAGCUCAAACUGACCCAUCGAUGCCGAACAACAUGUGGACACAGUACGAGUACAAGUGUCCUGUUAUAGAUCCAGCCACUUUCGACGAGGAGAAAAGCACCGCGUUCACUGAUUUUGUUGAGAAGUACAAGGAGGAGGUCUGCGAUUACGUGACGGUUAACGAGAAUUGGGACGUCUACUACAAUGACUACGUUAGUCUUGUCCGUAACAAGAGGGACACUCAUCCUCCGGAAGUGAUCAAGUAUCUGGAACACCAAAGUUACUCGGCUGGGAAACUGUGCACGGAUCGUGUGAUCAACAGCCUCAAUUGGCAUCCACUCUGGACUGGAACAGUAGCUGCUGCCUACACCCAUCAUAGCAAAGUGGAAACUCUAAGUGGACCGGGAGAUAGGGACGAAGUGCGCCGGGCGUGCGAGGGCAACAACAAGGUGCUAAUAUGGUCCUUCACGGACUGCCUAACUCCCAAGUUGGUGCUCGACUCGCCACGAGAAGUGACGGCAAUCUCGUUUUGUCCGUUAGACGGUAACGUUGUGGUCGGAGGAUGUGCGAACGGCCAGGUGGCGAUUUGGGAUAUAGCCGGUAAGAUUGAGCAGGUGGAAACUGUUGAAGUCAGAACACCAGCUCAGGUUAAAUAUCGGGUCGCGAUGCAGAGUCUCAUGACGUGGAUGAACGAAACCAUGUCGUCAUCCACCAUCAGGCCAGCCGCCAUGUCGAGUCUACAGCAUGGCCAGGUCGCCCCGAUCACUGAAAUUGUGUGGCUUCCGCCGUACAACAAGCUGGAUAAAAACGGGCGGAUUCAGAGUCUCCCGGCCGACACUGAAGUCUCCGAACUGACCUGGCAGUUCGCGACAUCAAGUGAAGAUGGGACUGUUGCCAUAUGGGAUCUGAAGUACAAACCAUCUGACGUUGGUGACGGCACGGCGAGGACCAAGGUUAAGAGGCAGGUACCCCGACCAGAGCCACUGGUCCAGGCGAUUUCACCGUACAAACAGUUGGACCGAGUAUUCAAGCCGGACUACAAGCUCUCGGUGAAGAGGGACGACGUUUUGGUUCCGCUUUCCACCGUCAACGUCUACUUCACCACAUUUCCGACGAUCCAGUUGACCGAGGAGGUAUCUCGUAUGGACAUUACGACCAGGCGAUAUCACGAGCAAGUAAUCCAAAAGCCGGAUUACGAAAUGGAGCCCUUUAUGGUGGUGGGAACCACGGAGGGGGAUCUCAUGCGGAUUACGUGGGAUGGCUACGAGUUCUCCACUGGUAUGAUGGUCAAUGAUGAACCGGCCGUCAUCGCCGCAAGGAACAAAAUUCACGACGGUCCUGUCACCGUCGUUGCUAGGUCCAAAUACCUCAGCCGGAUCCUUAUCACCAUCGGUGGAAAGGUGUUUGCUCUAUGGAGGGAUGAUUGCAUGGAUCCGAUCAUUUGGCGGAAGAGCAAGAUCAAGUACACAGCCUGCUGCUGGGGUUCCUGCAGACCGACGUUGUUUCUCUUGGCACAGAGUGAUGGUACAAUUGAAGUAUGGGACCUGCUGUGUCAGAGCGAGAAGCCAACGUUUACUCAGAGCGUUUCGGGCAGGAACAUAACGGGGCUAGUCACGCACAGUCUCUACUUGAACCCUCGUUGCAUCGCCUUUUCCGACUACAAUGGCACCCUCAGAGUCUUCACAGCCCCGGACGUUUUGAUGCACUUUGACGAGAGUGACAUCAGGUGGCUGGAGCAAUUCGUUGACCGAGAAGUCGACCGCAUUAAAGAGUUCAAGGAGUGGCAGACUCGCUGGAGUGCUACCAACCUGGAGAACGUUGAGAGGAAGCGAAAACUCGCUGAAAUCGAUGCCGAGAAACAACGACUCGCCGAGGAUGAUAAAAGAAAACGGGAAAUGGAGGAGGCCGCCGUCCACAUUCGCGAAAGUCGAGCUAAGAGAAACAUACGAAGCAAUCCUGAAGAGUUUCUGGCGCAAGCUCGAGAGCGUUGGAAAGCGAUGGAGCUCCGUCGAAUGCAGAGAGUGAUACUUGACAAGAAGGGUCUUCGAAAAGACGAACUUGAGAAACAACGAGCGCCGAUGAUGAUGCUGAGGGAGGAGGUUCACCGGAAAAAGCGGAAGAUAAAGAAGAUCCUGCAGACCCAGGACAAGAUAUUCGAGGACUCGAUAGCUUUCCUGUUUCCCGAUCAGUACCGGGAGAGAAGGCCGACAGUUUCGUUGAAGCCACCGGCUGCUUCGCGCGAGAAAUCCGUACCUGAAGAGGCCGAUGAAUUGGCGCAGCUGCUGAAGGACAAGGAGGCCCAGCCGCCCAUCACCCAGUUUCAGACCCAGGAAGAAAAAUUCAUCUACGAGUUUCUCGAAACCCAAGCCGAAGCGCUUGAGAUGAUACGACGAAAUCCGUACAAGCCGACGUUCGUGUGGAGGAAAGUACUCACCGAGGGAAAGUACAGACGGAAGGUUAUGGAUCUUCAACUCACUAGGCGCAACGGACAUCGCAGGGACUACAUGCAUAUGAAAAGCAUCAAGGAAGCUGCCAGAGGCAACGCCAAGGCUGGAAUUGUUUGGUUUACCUCUGAAAUCAAACACUACGAUACCGAUGACCAGGAACAGGCUCAGGAUCAGGAUCAGGAUCAGGAUUCUAUUGGUUUGGAGGAUGAAUUUCAGGCAUCGGCUGAACAAAUUUGACUGCUUUUUGAAUACCGACAGCAGCGUACAAUAUUCCAAGUGAAAUAAUAUCUCGUUACCACUACAGAAUUAUAAACUCUUGCAUCGAAUUCCGCGUCAUAAGGCAGCUGAUUCCUAUUCAAUUCUUGGAUAAGUGCUCCUUUGAAGUCUCUGCAAGGAAGUAAAAUGUACAGCAGCAGCAGCAGCAGUAUAAUAUAGCAGCAGAAUCAGCAAAAGCAGCGGCAGCGAAGUGUUGAGCAAAAAGGAUGAAGGAGAAAAUUACCGAUAAACUUGCAAGACAAAAUCACAAGUUCUCUGGAUUGAUGUCGAAGCCCGUUACACGAUAAAGAAAAUCGAAGAAGGGUCAGGGAUAUAAAAUUCACUGAGGAAGACGAUCUGGGAAGUGGCGUGGAGGAGUCUGGCUGGUCUGGCGUUCUCACCCCUUGAUUUUCCACCCCCUGAGAGAGGGCACCGAAACGUACCAAUCUGGAAUCCCGGAACGAGAGUGGAGAUCCAAACGACUCGUCGUUAAUAGCGGAGGACGAGGCUAUAACCUUUCAGGAGUUAAUUGAGACCGAAACUGCUCCGGCGAACAGGUGGCGCCUUGAACAGCCGGAAAAAAGGCUCAGGGAUCCGGAAGUGCGUUUUGCAGUUACUCGCGACUCGCGUAUUUCGAUUAUUAAUAAGUGAAUUGUUGCUACCAAAGAAAAAGAAGAAAUAAAGAAAAAACGCGCGUGACAUCGCCUAAAGUGAGAAUGUUUGCCUAGUGAAAUACGUCGCAUUUAUUUAAUACAAUAAUCACUACUGUUUCUGUUUAACAGUUUAUCUUCCAUAAAAAAAAUGUACUAAUUUAUAUGUAAAAUUGUGUUUAAUGAUAUACACGACUUUUGUUCAUUGUCAGUGUACGAUAUUUUUAUGUAACUUGAUGGACGACCAUUGAUUAUUGUUCUAGAUUUAGUACAGUCAAAAAUGCGAUUAUUAUUGUCUUAGUUGUAUUCUGUAUUUUAUCAUGAUUAGUGGUACAAUAUGUAAGAGUAUAUGAAUUGUAAAUUAUUGUAGUCACAUGAAGUUGAUAUAAGUAUUCAUCGCAUCUUUGUAAUGUGAAAGAAUAGAGAAAGUCGAAAAACAGAAGCACUAGGACUUUGAUAAAUCACUACACUUACGAAGAUUCGAUAUUAAAGAUGCGUGUUUCGAAAUUAUUCUCGAUAUUUCUUGAGAAAAUGCCUAAAAAAAUGUAUUAUUGUUUGCGAUGAUUUGGGCGAUCAUUGUUACCCUGACUUUUUCUUCUACCAACAAAACACAUAUUCGGGAAAACAGCACAAGCCGUAUAACUUCAGACGGCAGAUAAAUCUCAUCAAAAGGACUUACAGCUUGAGAAUAUAAAAAUUGCUACGUUCUGGAUCUCCUUACUUUCACUGCAAACCUAGAUGAGAUUUUGUGCAUAUUCUUGGGAACAUAUUAUCUUGAGCAAUCAAUAAAACAAUGGAUGAAUUAGUCAAAGUCGUCAAAAUUUUCUACAUAAAUGUAAAGGGCUUGUUUACUUUUGUUGUCGGGUAGAAAAUCUUCCGUCUCGAAAUCAUUUUGUGUCAUUGUUUCUGGAUUUCUAACUGAACCACCGGAAACGCGAAAAACACAUCUAAAAGUGCCUGAGACCAACAAAAGAAAAAUUAUGAAUCAAAAAACGGAGUGAUCAAUUUAUUCAUCACUUAUUUCAAAACAGGUUACAUCAUAUACUAAUAAAAAAUACGAUAAAUAUCGUUUCCUGCAGAAUGUCAUUGUACUUGCACGCAGGCCAAAUCACAAACUGUACUGACAAACUACAAUGAAAGCUAUCUCGUAUAACAUUUUUCAUAUUCUGCUUAAGAUUAUGUAUACUGUGAAGAUAUAUAUGUAAGAUGUUAGGAGGACAUAUAUCAGAUUUGUAAUGUGAUAUUUGAUUCCUGAUGAAAAUUUCUUGUUGUCUUCCAUCACAAUAUUAGUUUGUAACUUGUAAUAAAGUACA